CUAUAUCUACCCAUCGUAGAGUAGGCAUGAUGUUAUGAUAAGUUAUGUAGGUUUUCUUUUCAGUGUAUUCAUUCAAGUGGAGAACUCUGUUUUCGUCCAUUCGGGUGUGGUAAAAUUAACCAGACCGUUCACUCCCUGUAGAUGAUUGUCGGGGAUUAAAAUAACGUACAUGGAUGCAAAAAAAUUCUUUAACCUGAAAUAGGAUUCUAUGGCCGAAUUGUCCGAUUCAUCUAUUAUAGCACUUAGCUCUGUACUGGGAAUUUUCGGUUUACUUAUAACUUGUGGAGUAGCGGGAUAUUGUCGCAGUUAAAAUGGGAAACAAUUCAAGCAGAAACGGAGAAACUACAAAUCGGAAGUAUGUAUACACUAAAAGAACAUACGUGAACGGGACGAAACCACCAAGGGCAGUACCAUCAGCCUACAUUGAUCCAGAGAAACAAUACGUCACAAACGGCUACCCAAGUAGUCCAGACACAGUUAAUCUAAAUAUACCUCAACCUGAAAUAGGAAUAGAAAGUUCGACACAGCCAGAACAACCAAAAGAAAACGAAACAAAACAAGAACCUGUACCAGCACCGACUGUACCAAAACCAAACAGCUAUGUUAAAAAGGCAAAACAUAAGAAAGGCUUUGCUGAUCAUGUAGUUCAAAGGGAAUCAAGUUACAAGUUAUAUGAUCCUGAAUUACUUGUUCAGCGUAAUAACAGUUUUAAAAUAUUAGAUGAAAGCCGACACUCUGGAAGAGCAAGAAGUUACAUUCAAUACGAAGGAGCAAGGCCUGAAUAUGUCGUUCGGCAAAGGGGGUAUAAAAUGCAUGAACCAAGAUAUCAAGCCAGGCGAGUGGCCCAUACAUAUGGUACAUGGAGACAUCAACCAGAAAUAGUCAAUGCUCGACCUAUUAUGGAAUUGAACAGUGGCAGACCAAUAUCAGAAACGUUAACCACACGAGCAAGACCAGUAAGAAUUGUUCAGUCGGUGCCGCCAAUGCCAAUUCGAACGGUAAGACCUCAGACAGUUGGACGGCCUGUUAUCGUACGUCGAACAGUCGAAACAGAGAGGCCUUACAAUACACCAGUUCAUGGGUAUAUUCCUCGACAUCGUCUCGGACAAUAUCGACCAAAAGUUAUAGACGGUUACGUAGCACCAAGUAGGAUAGGAGAAAAUGUGUAUCCUUUAUCAGAACCAGGAGGUUAUAGGGACGUACUGAUAGAACCCGUGUACCAAACUAUUAAAAAGAUUCCUCCACCUCCAUACCCAGGAAAAGCGUAUGAAAGGGAAAAGGUUCCAGUUGAAAAGAUUGAAAUAGAGAAAAUUACAAAAAGACAGUCCGGAAGUGCAAAGAACUUUAUUUUAAAACCGCAAGUUCCUCAAACUGAUGAUGAAAAAUUAAAAGACAUACCAACGACACAAUAUUUCGAUGACGGAAAGACUAUCAUGAUUAUCGAUUAUUUGAUGGACCCUUUCACUACCAAAGUUAACAAAUUACCACAGUCAACACCACGUGAUAUAAAUCAUAAUGGUGAUAUGUUGAAUGGACAUAACUCUGGUGGGGAUCUGAAUGGACAUAAAUCUGAUGGGGAUCUGAAUGGACAUAACUCUGAUGGGUAUCUGAAUGGACAUAACUCUGAUGGGGAACUGAAUGGACAUAACUCUGAUGGGGAAAGUGAAGAUCUCAAUGAUUCACAUAAUAGACAGAGAUCUGCCGAUUUUGGAGAUGUUCUUUUCCUUCCGUGAUCGAUAAUCAAGAGUAAAAGUCUCAUGAAUAUUACCAUAUAAGAUGUUUACAUAAGCUUUAAUAAUUCUCAUAGCAGUAUGAUAUCAUCAAAGUAAAAAUACAUUAGUUCGCACCAAGAUGUGUGUUUAUAAUACCAAUAUUCUUAUAGCAGAUGUAAAAAUGUAUUGAUAAAGUAACAAAUGUAACACAAAAGAUAUUCUCGUUCGCCUCUCUUGAGGUUCCACUGGUUAGGCGAGAAUUAAAAAAGGACACGAGCUCAAUGAACAAGUUUUUUUCUUAUAUUUCGUCUACAAAAACAUGUUUACAAAAUUCGUUAUUUUCUCAAAAGAACCUAAACAUAUUACACAGUAUCUUAACUACUGCUUUGUGUAAACCAAUCUAUUAUUUACGACUACACAAAAGUUCAAGCUUAAUUUCUAAAUUUGUACUUGUUUUAGAUAAUUUUGACUAAGUUUAUGAAUUUAAAACAAAGGGCUGUAAAAAGAUUUAACGCUUCUGGUCGUCGCAACUUUAUAAAUCUUUUUUGGUCAUGUUUAGUUGGUCAUGUAUAACAGGGUAACUUUUGAUUGAAUUCUUUCGGUGAAAGAAUUUUAUCUAAUGUAAAAUAUCAUCACGCCAGUCAAUCAAUCUAACAUUAAAUGGAAGAACCCAGGCGUCAAAGUGAAAGCCUGGGUCUCUUUCUUUAUCAUUUUUGCCUCUUGUAUUGUAUUUUCGUCAAUAUAUAUAUGGAUCAUAUUCUAUUAUUUUAACUAACACUAUAUAUUCAAAGUGUCUGAUUAUAAUAAAUGAUAAAAGAUUAUAUAAUAUGUACUGUAAUAAAGAUCACAUCAAC
Messenger RNA from Mytilus californianus (California mussel), 2566 nucleotides. RefSeq lists its product as uncharacterized. The transcript has 7 exons. The record is from RefSeq and is a predicted model, not a curated record. NCBI's taxonomy places the organism in Eukaryota, Metazoa, Mollusca, Bivalvia, Mytilida, Mytilidae. Bases 312 to 1733 code for a protein of 473 amino acids.